This is a messenger RNA of Leptidea sinapis, 3139 nucleotides long. RefSeq names its product villin-like protein quail (gene qua). Gene Ontology annotation, cellular component: actin cytoskeleton; cytoplasm. Gene Ontology annotation, biological process: actin filament severing; cytoskeleton organization; actin polymerization or depolymerization. The coding region runs from base 115 to 2697 and encodes 860 amino acids. The transcript is spliced from 16 exons. Lineage: Eukaryota; Metazoa; Arthropoda; Insecta; Lepidoptera; Pieridae. The record is from RefSeq and is a predicted model, not a curated record. Gene Ontology annotation, molecular function: phosphatidylinositol-4,5-bisphosphate binding; actin filament binding.
CGAAGUUAAUGGACGGUUGUUUAGUUGGUUGCUACAGACUGCGAUAACCACACAAUACUUAUUUUUUGUGAUUAGUGUCAAGUGAUGGAAUUAAAAUAUUGAUAAGAGUUCAACAUGCAUAUCUUGGAAUUAGGCGCUGAACAAGACGAGGACAAUGGACAGGCCAGGCUGCCGGUGGAUGGAGCGUUCAGGACCGUGCCCCGGGACCACACCACUUUUCUGGUCUGGAGAAUUACGGAAUCAAGCGCAGACAUGCUACCGCGGACACAUUAUGGAACAUUUUACGAUGCGGACGCCUAUCUUGUGUACUCAGCUUCUCUGCCCGGCCAACCUGGGGGGCCUGAUGUCAUCCGCAAGGAAAUAAAAGAAAACGGUAACGGAGCAUAUGCAGAGCGCCACGUGCACGCCUGGGCGGGAGAGCGGGCUGGGACCCUCGCCACUGAAGCACUCCGCCGUGCCAACCAAUUGGUCACACAUCUCGGAACUCCCAGUGUUAUCCACAGAGAAACAGCAACUAAAGAGUCUCCCAGACUCCUGUCAUAUUUUCGCGAUGGUUUCAGGAUCCUGUGCAGUGCCUCAAAAAGCAAUGCUGCAGCACGGUUAUACAGAGUGCGCGGGCGCAGACCUGUCUUGCUACAGCUGGUCCCCGUAUCGUGGACGCACCUGGCCUCCGACGGAGUAUUUGUGCUGGAUACGUCUGAUCUUGUAGUGCUGUGGUUGGGGCGGGCUGCUAACUUGGUUGAAAAAAUCUUCGGUGCAAAGAUCGCUUACCGCAUGGCUCGUGGCGCAGACAAAGGUGUGAUGGUUCGACGGAUUACGAUAGCACAUGAUGGAUACGAGCAGACAUUGCCACCAGGAGAUAGAAACGUUCUUGACACCGUGCUUGACCUGCGAGCUCGGACUGUGAAGCCAGUGACUCCAGUCUCAGAAGCUUCGAGGCCAGUCAGACUGUACCUGGCCACACAACCACCGAAACUGGUCUCCAUACCUUCACAGAAGCCAGCUGCUCGUUUGGAGGAAGUUAAAAAGGCACCGCUUUUUAGGGAAGACUUGAAAGAGGAUUGUGUGUACAUACUAGACGCCGGCACUCGUGGUGUAUGGGCCUGGGUGGGCGGCAACAUUCGCAGCGCGUGCAGCCGAGGCGCACUAGCUUCAGCCCGCGGCCUGGCUCGCGCCCGCCGCUACUCGGGCCCCGUGUCCAUCACUGUGUCCGGCCGGGAGCCGCUGGAGUUCGCCGCCUUGUUCCAUGACUGGCACUGGAGCGACUCCCGUCGCGACGUGAGGCUGCGCGCUGCUCGCUCGGCCACUACCAGGCUCGAUGCGGACAGUCUUGCUAAUAACGCUUGGUUGGCGGCUGAAACGCAGGUGCCAGAUGAUGGAUCAGGUGCUCUUCGUAUGUGGCGCGUGCGUAAAACCACGGAGUGUGAGCGAGACAGCACCGUGCAAACUCUGCAAGAGGUCGAGCGACCUCAGCAAGCUGUCUUCUACGACCAGGAUUGCUUUAUCGUACACUACACUUACCACGCGCCGACUGGGGACCAAACUAUUAUAUACUAUUGGAUGGGUGGCUCUUCACCAAAUGAUCUAAGAAAUUUGGGAGCGAAAGAAGCUAAGGACCUCUAUACUAAGUUAGGGCGCCUUCCUAUACAGUCUUGGGUACAUCAAGGAAAGGAACCGGCCCAUUUCCUUCAAAUAUUUAAAGGACGUAUGAUAACUUUCUGUGGAAGCGCUACUGACUAUGACCCUAGCGGACGUCGAGUUGUUUCCCCCGCGCGAGCGUUAAUCCGGGUGUCUGGUCAGUACGCCCGCGAAGCCCGCGGCGUGGAAGUGGGCCGCAAGAUGAACGGGAGCCGUGCGUGCGAGCAGGAGCGAGGAUCGUGCUACAUCCUGCGGGAGAGCGCGCGUGUGUGGGUGUGGUGCGCUGUGACCGCCACCGGCGACGAGCGGGAGGUGGCCAAGAACAUGGCCGCCGCCGAGCACACGCUCAUCAUGCAGGGAAAAGAGAAUGCAGAUUUCUGGUCUGCCCUGGGAGAUCGGCGACAGCUGUUGGUAGCAUCACCAUUAAAAGAACUGAAGCGACCGCUGCCUCCUCGACUAUUUUAUGUCUCUUCUAAUACACCUGGAUUAUACAAUUUUGAGGAGAUAACAUCGUUCAGCCAGUACGAGCUGUGCCCGGAGAUGUGCGCUAUGGUAGACGCGCACGCGGCAGGCCUGUUCCUGUGGCUCGGAGCGCACGCGUGCACCAGACACAAGGACGACGCUCUCAACAUCGCGCUCUCCUACUGCGCACAAGAUCCUGCAGUUAGAAACCAAGAAACCCCAAUAUUCGUUGUCAGUCAAGGUCGGGAACCACCAAACUUCACUGGGCUCUUCCCUCAUUGGAAAAGCACCAUGUGGAAAGGGCACAAAACAUUCAGCGCUAUAAUUAGUGCACUGGAGGGAAAGGCGAUCAUUCGGGUCGGUAGCACUCUGCAGAAUGGCACUUCUGAGAACCAGUUCGAUCUACACGACAAAUAUUCUCUGUCAGUACUGCGAGGUCCCAAGGAACACUUGCCGCAUGACGUCGAUCCUCUGGCCAAAGAGCUCUACUUGACGUACGACGACUUCGUGUCGACCUUCAACAUGUCUUACGAUGAGUUCAAGACGUUGCCGAGUUGGAAACAAAAAGAUUUAAAGAAAAUUGUCGGCCUCUUUUAACUCUCAAAGUUUUGAUAUAUUUUUUAUUUUAAUAUUUGAAGGAAAAAUGUCGAAAUGUUUUAAUCACACUUAGCAUAGCUUAGCUUAGUAAUUUAUAUUGAUUUAACGCAAUAAAUGUAUCCAGUAUUAUUUUUUCUAUGUCAGUAACAAUGUUUAUUUAUCAAAAAAAAAACUUAAAUCUUUUGAUGGCACAGCUUGGCGCUCUAAUUAUAUUCAAUAUUGUUUCACUCCUUUCUUUAAAAAGAAGGUAAAAAUUCAACUAAGUAGAAACAUCUAUACACCUAUAAUUAAUAUUCUUACACAAGUUUGGUCAAUGUAUAUUAUAAAAUAUAAAUCAGCAAUGAUGUAUUAAUAUAUAAUUAAGUGAUAAUCGCUGUCUGUUAUAUGAAAUAGUGAAUAAAUUGUAUUGUGAUUAUUAAAAUAAAAGAGCAUAAUUUUAAAA